Nematocida parisii ERTm1 is the source of this 360-nucleotide messenger RNA. RefSeq lists its product as uncharacterized. NCBI's taxonomy places the organism in Eukaryota, Fungi, Microsporidia. Bases 1 to 276 code for a protein of 91 amino acids. The transcript has a single exon. The record is from RefSeq and is a predicted model, not a curated record.
AUGUUUGAAAGGUUUACAAUUAGGACAAAGCCAUACGAAACAAGUCAGUUCCAAAGCGACAAACACUUCUCUGUAAUGAAAAUGUUUUCCCUAGACCCAAUAGGGGCACUUGCAGCAGAUGAAUUUACUGCAUGGAUAAUCCUCACUCUCCUUCUCUGCUUUAUAUUCUAUUUAUACUCCAUUCUUAAGAAAGCCGCAAAGAAGAGGAUAUUCGGCCCAAAGAGAACCGGAAUUGCAAAAGAGGAUGUGCCUAUUAAUAUAGAGGACACGGAAUAAAUAGAGGGUUCCAGUUAUAUUACUAGAAUUUACACAAUAAACCAUAGAAAAUCAGCCUAACCUGCUUAAUAGCCCAAAACAUUU